Amphibalanus amphitrite is the source of this 952-nucleotide messenger RNA. RefSeq lists its product as uncharacterized. The annotation marks the transcript as partial. The record is from RefSeq and is a predicted model, not a curated record. The transcript is spliced from 9 exons. NCBI's taxonomy places the organism in Eukaryota, Metazoa, Arthropoda, Thecostraca, Balanomorpha, Balanidae. Gene Ontology annotation, molecular function: protein binding. Gene Ontology annotation, cellular component: nucleus.
CCAAAAGUGGCGAUAACGGCGCACUAUGUCUGAACCACCGCCUCUCAUGCGGACUGCGUCAGCGACAACGGUAGAACCAAAGUGGCUUCGGGAAGACUCUGCUGGAAGGGACGAGGAAUGGAGUCCGUCAGGGUGUGUGAGGAGGACCCAGAGCGGCUCCUCUCCCGUAGACAGUGGUUCCGAGAGCGUCUUUCAGCCAGUUGGCAAGGACGAGAUCAAGAUUGAAGUCCAUUCACCAAAGGUUGAGCGGCCGUCGUCUCCCUCGGCGUCGGACGACGAUCCUUUGUCAGACCGCGCUGCGCAGUCUCUAGUGAGGAAGGAAGUGUUCCGGUGUCGGUCGCCGUCACCGUCUGAGGACUUCAUCGGGUUCACUGAGGUGGACCGGGACAAUGCUUGUUACAUCUCCAAUGCAAAAAGGAGUCUGUUAUUGCGUGACCAGUCGGACAUUCGAGACUCUGCGGAAGUCUUUGCUGAAGGAGUGAGCAUCGACAGUCAACGUUUCGUCAUAAACUACCGGGACGUGGCUGGUCUCGAUGAUGGCAACAUAUUUUGUGACGUAUGCUGCCGUGAUUUGGACGGGGAAUGUCGUAUCCAUGGAGCUCUGAAGGUCAUAUCCGACACCAAGGCACGACCCGGUAUCGGAGAUUCCGAAAGGGAUGUCAAAACGCUGCCGCCUUCUCUUAGCUCGGCUCAGUCAAGAAAUCCAGUAUCUGGCACCGGAGUCUGGACUGAAAAGGAUGUUCCGGCGCGCCAAAGACUCGGUCCUUACGAGGGCACCCUGACCACCGAGCAGGCUCGGGCCCGAACGCCCGGGUACAAAUGGCAGAUCAGGAAGGGCCAACGCGUGCAUCACUUGGUGAAUACAGAAGACCCGAGCUGCAGCAACUGGCUCAGAAGGGUCAACUGUGCCCGCUCAGAGGAAGAACAAAACCUAGUGGCCUUCCAGUACCGG